Molecule: messenger RNA, 559 nt
Organism: Drosophila suzukii
Lineage: Eukaryota; Metazoa; Arthropoda; Insecta; Diptera; Drosophilidae
Source: RefSeq, a predicted model, not a curated record
UUUGUCGGUGAUUAGUGGCAGAAGUUUUACUCGAAAUGCGCACAUUUGUUUGCCUCGCCCUGGCGGCCAUCCUUUUGGUCGCCGGCUCCUCAGCAGCCACAUAUGAUCCUGCGGCCCAGCUCCUGGCCGUGGAUGCAGGUGUUCAGGCUCCAUCGGCCGCUCGGCAAGUUCGUCAGUUUGGAGGCGGUUUUGGAGGAGGCGGCUUUGGAGGACGACCAGGAGGUGGCUUUGGAGGAGGACCUGGAGGCGGCGGUGGCUUUGGAGGUCCAGGAGGCGGCGGUGGCUUUGGAGGUCCAGGAGGAUUUGGAGGUCAAGGAGGUGGUUUCGGAGGUCCAGGAGGCGGUGGCUUCGGAGGCGGUGGCUUUGGAGGACCUGGAGGCGGCGGUGGCUUCGGAGGACCAGGAGGCGGCGGUGGCUUCGGAGGAGGUCCAGGAGGCUUCGGAGGCUUUGGACGCUAAGGUCCAACCAGCAAUCAUCUGUGACUGACUAAGCUUAAAACACUAGAAAAAGAAUGUGUAAUUAAGUGCAUUCAAGCACGUUCUAAUUAAGUUCGAAAUAA